Molecule: messenger RNA, 1023 nt
Organism: Pongo pygmaeus (Bornean orangutan)
Lineage: Eukaryota; Metazoa; Chordata; Mammalia; Primates; Hominidae
Gene: OR5B12
Product: olfactory receptor family 5 subfamily B member 12
Biological process (GO): G protein-coupled receptor signaling pathway
Cellular component (GO): membrane
Molecular function (GO): olfactory receptor activity; G protein-coupled receptor activity
Source: RefSeq, a predicted model, not a curated record
UGAUUUAUCUCAGUAGUCCUCCCUCCAUUUAUCAUUCUGAUUCUGUCUUUUCAUUUCUACAGGGCAGCUACAUAAUUCCCAAUGGAGAACAACACAGAGGUGACUGAAUUCAUUCUUGUGGGGUUAACUGAUGACCCAGAACUGCAGAUCCCACUCUUCAUAGUCUUCCUUUUCAUCUACCUCAUCACUCUGGUUGGGAACCUGGGGAUGAUUGAGUUGAUUCUAUUGGACUCCUGUCUCCACACCCCCAUGUACUUCUUCCUCAGUAACCUCUCCCUGGUGGACUUUGGUUAUUCCUCAGGUGUCACUCCCAAGGUGAUGGUGGGGUUCCUCACAGGAGACAAAUUCAUAUUAUACAAUGCUUGUGCCACAAAAUUCUUCUUUGUAGCCUUUAUCACUGCAGAAAGUUUCCUCCUGGCAUCAAUGGCCUAUGACCGCUAUGCAGCAUUGUGUAAACCCCUGCAUUACACCACCACCAUGACAACAAAUGUAUGUGCUUGCCUGGCCAUAGGCUCCUACGUCUGUGGUUUCCUGAAUGCAUCCAUUCAUACUAGGAACACUUUCAGGCUCUCCUUCUGUAGAUCCAAUGUAGUUGAACACUUUUUCUGUGAUGCUUCUCCUCUCUUGGCUCUCUCAUGUUCAAACAACUACAUCAGUGAGAUGGUUAUUUUUUUUGUGGUGGGAUUCAAUGACCUCUUUUCUAUGCUGGUAAUCUUGAUCUCCUACUUAUUUAUAUUUAUCACCAUCCUGAAGAUGCACUCAUCUGAAGGAUGCCAGAAGGCCUUUUCCACUUGUGCUUCCCACCUUACUGCAGUUUCCAUCUUUUAUGGGACAGGCAUUUUUAUGUACUUACGACCUAGCUCCAGCCAUUUCAUGGGCACUGACAAAAUGGCAUCUGUGUUCUAUGCCAUAGUCAUUCCCAUGUCGAAUCCACUGGCCUACAGCCUGAGGAACAAAGAGGUUAAGAGUGCCUUUAAAAAGACUGUAGCGAAGGCAAAGGCCUCUAUAGGAUUCAUAUUUUAA